Pleuronectes platessa (European plaice) is the source of this 773-nucleotide messenger RNA. RefSeq names its product ribosomal protein S21 (gene rps21). The coding region runs from base 110 to 361 and encodes 83 amino acids. NCBI's taxonomy places the organism in Eukaryota, Metazoa, Chordata, Actinopteri, Pleuronectiformes, Pleuronectidae. Gene Ontology annotation, biological process: endonucleolytic cleavage to generate mature 3'-end of SSU-rRNA from (SSU-rRNA, 5.8S rRNA, LSU-rRNA); translation; endonucleolytic cleavage in ITS1 to separate SSU-rRNA from 5.8S rRNA and LSU-rRNA from tricistronic rRNA transcript (SSU-rRNA, 5.8S rRNA, LSU-rRNA). Gene Ontology annotation, molecular function: structural constituent of ribosome. Gene Ontology annotation, cellular component: ribosome; cytosolic small ribosomal subunit. The transcript has 6 exons. The record is from RefSeq and is a predicted model, not a curated record.
GGCAUCGAGACCCAGAUAAGUUCACUUCCGGGUCAGCUCGCCUCCCUCUUUCCUGUCGGCCAUUAGUCGUCUCGGUUUCCUGGUGACCACCGCUACAACCCGUCUCAUCAUGCAGAACGACGCUGGAGAAUUCGUGGACUUGUACGUCCCCCGCAAAUGCUCUGCUAGCAACAGAAUCAUUGGAGCCAAGGACCAUGCCUCCAUCCAGAUGAACAUUGCUGAGGUUGACAAGGUGACUGGUCGUUUCAACGGUCAGUUCAAGACCUACGCCAUCUGUGGCGCCAUCCGCAGGAUGGGGGAGUCAGAUGACUCCAUCCUGAGGCUGGCCAAGGAAGACUCCAUCGUCGCAAAGAACUUCUGAGGACGUCACUCAAACUUUGAUAAAUAAAAUGGUGGAAAAAAUGUUGUUGUUGUUGUUGUCAUUUCUAAACCGCUCACGUCUAACGGGUCAGUUAAAAGUGAAAUGUUAACUACUGAGGUUCGAGGUGGAUCAUAUCAUCUUCAUCACAGGAAACAGAAGACGAGUCACCAUGUCGGUCCAGACGCCUUCUGUCUGUAAUUAAGGCAAUAAAAUGGUUUUUUUUUUUGGGGUUCUUUUUUUAAAUAACUAAAGUGGUGAAAAUAAAUCAUGAACUUGUUCUCAUGAGGAUCUGAAACAUGAAAACUUCAGUCACAAGAGUCUGAUCAGAGUUUCUAAAGACUCAUGAACAUGUAAAGAAUAUAACAUUUAAAGGUGUUGAACCAAAAUAAAUAAAAUGUCUUCUGACUCCUGA